AUGGAUCCUCAACCUGGCCGACCCAAUUCACAAGUUCAACUUGUGCAUCCAGGACAUCUGUUGAGACCCUAUCUGGCAGGAGUCACUCAAGCAACUACAAAACUUGAAGGAGUUCUACAAAGUCUUCAAAGCAUUGGGAAUACGCAAUUUGCAACAAUAUACUAUGCUGCAACAUCUGUACUUGACAACCUCCCUGCACUCUACAGGAUAUACCAAACUAAAGAGAUUGACACUAAGGGGACACCACUACCUAGUAUUGUUGCUGAAGCACUUGACGAGACAACUGUCACGGCACUCAAUAGCCUAUCAGACGUUUACUUCUUUUGGCUGGGAGCGCUUGCAGCAUUGGAUCAUCACUUUAAGUCCCAAAACUGUCUUCUUCUGCCGCAGGAUUGGGGCCGUCUCCACUGCAUUGCAUUGAAGCGUUUCAACAAGGCAAUCAAUGACGCACCAACUGAUGGGUAUGUGACGGCGUUCUUCUUAGACCCACGUUAUCAUGAUGUUGCUAUUUAUGCUUCCUCAAACGCCUGCUCCCGUCAGGCCACUGUUCUGCCUCCGGUUGAUUGUCCUCAAACCUCUAAUCCACAGCAACUAAACAAGUACAUCCUCAAUUGUGUUCAAAAGCAGUUAUUUGCUAUGCUAAAAGCGGAACUGGAGGCUGCCAAGGACAUCCCCCAUCACCCACUUCAUGCGUAUAGCCAAGACGCGCUAGUUGCAAAGGAACAACUGCGUGAACAACUUGAUUGCUAUUACUGGGCUGAUCAACAAUUUCUUUCACAAUAUCUUAUGCCCAAUCAAUCCGCUCUCCAAUACUGGCGCUCACAAAAGCAGUUUGAACAUAUGUUUAUACUUGCACAUUUGGCAGAGAAGCUUUUUUCCAUCUUACCAAACUCAAUGUGCAACAAAUGCGCUGGCAUGAUCAAACAGAUUCAGUUCAUGCAAUGGGAGUCUCUGGUGAAUGGUUUGUUUUCAAAGAGACAGGAGAAGAAGCUUCCUGUCCUUUUUCGAUUUUCUGAUCUUCCUAGCAACUUCCAGCCCAAUUGUCAGGCUGACAAAGAUGCUAGCAAAAUCGCACCCGCACUUGAGGACAAGUGUGGAGAUGAAUGGCUUGAUUGCAGCAGAGCUGCGGCCCCCAUUGCUGAUACCAGCAAUAACAAAGAAGACACAAGAUUUGAGGAUAUUAUCAAUCUGACUUUGCAAGAGCUACUUGCCCUUUUUUCUAGCUACAACUCAUCAAUGCACGCCGCUGAUUCUGAGUCUCACUUGCCGCACGGUACAAAAGGCUUGGAAGGUGUUAGCAAGGAAUCCAAAGGCCCGCAGCGUGCAAUUUGGAGGGCAAGAGAUAUAAAUUGGGACUAA
This is a messenger RNA of Rhizoctonia solani, 1359 nucleotides long. RefSeq lists its product as uncharacterized. Bases 1 to 1359 code for a protein of 452 amino acids. NCBI's taxonomy places the organism in Eukaryota, Fungi, Basidiomycota, Agaricomycetes, Cantharellales, Ceratobasidiaceae. The record is from RefSeq and is a predicted model, not a curated record. The transcript is spliced from 9 exons.